ACUCAAAUUGUGCAACUGCUUAAAAUAUUUCCUUGCCACUGCGUGUAGUCCUUAGAGCCAUUAGUCUUCCGUUUGGAAGGGAAGAGUUGAAUAGAGUAGCCAGAUUUCAAUGUGGAGAUUCAGUCCAGCCUACGGCAGUCGUGCACACACUUUUAUGGAGUUCAUCAUUGACAGUGGAGAUUGGUGUCAGGCACAACACGAGUGAGGAAUUGGCGAGUUUAAUGUGAAUGGGUUGACCCAAUUCACUUUCGAUAACAGUAAGGAAACGGCGAGUUUUAUUGAAACUUGGCGGAAUUGAAAAAUUUGUUAGUAACAGAAUUAAAUGACAGACAUGAAAAUGCCUUCUGGAACCCGAGUACUUAACAACCAAGGCAGAUCCUUACACGGACCCGGCCCUGUCGUUGUGGAGCAUAAGCACAUGAAGUUUUUGAUCACCGAUCGUCCCACUGAUGCGACCUUGCCUCGGUAUAUAGAGGAUCUUAAGAGGUACGAUGCCCACGUUGUAGUGCGGGUGUGCGAACCGACAUACAACAUCGAACAGUUGAAGAAACAAGGAAUCGAUGUUCUGGACUGGGCUUUUGAUGAUGGUGCAGCCCCACCUAAAGAAGUAGUAGAUGGGUGGCUUCAGUUGCUUAAGAAAAAGUUUAAAGAAAAGCCAGGAUCGUGCAUUGCAGUGCAUUGUGUUGCUGGACUGGGCAGAGCACCAGUCCUUGUAGCUUUAGCUCUUAUUGAAAGUGGAAUGAAAUAUGAAGAUGCUGUGGAAUUUAUCAGGAGACGAAGAAGAGGGGCCAUUAAUGCAAAACAGCUCAACUAUCUGGAACAGUACAAGCCUUCCAAACUACUGAAAGAGAAAGGAAGUGCCAAUUGUUGCAUUCAGUAAGGCAAAGGCACAGCAUUCGUGAUGGAAUCGAACAUUUUAUUGAGUUAAUGAUCAGGUUUCAGGAAAAUUCAUUUUAGGUGCUUGAAUUUAAAAUUGCAAAGAAGCUGUAGCUAGGUUCAAAAAUUACAAUUCUUGAUAUUUUAGUCUGACUGGCAAAAAUUUUAAUGGCAGCUAGGACAAUGAAGGUUAUGAAAUAUGUAAAAUCUCCCUUUUUUUUUCUUUUUCCCCCUCUGUCUUGUUUUUAGCAACAGGGAAAUGCAAACCCUUUUGCUCUCAAAGUUUUUGUCAUUUUCUGUAAUCAUACAUAGUGGCUGCUCAGUUUUAAGAGUAUAAAUAUUGUUGUGAGCUGAAUUAAAUCCUGUUUCUGGAAGAGUUGAACAACUAAAAAUGCAUUGAUUUUCAUAAAUGUGCAGUAAAGUCACUAGAAGUGGACAGGUGAAUGGAAUUGCUCAAUCACGAAAGCGGUUAUGCUAAAAUUUGUUUCUUUAUAGUGCAGCUAUGUACAUGUAUUUUCAUGUGCUUCUGUAGACACAUUUCGAUAUGAUGGAAGGAAACAAAAUUCUAAGAAAUAUGUAAAUGUUAAGCAAUAAUUAUAAUGAUAUAGUAAUUAUAUUUUCAUGUAUCUUUUUAAUUGCUAUCAAUUUUUUUUUCUGCUGUGUGUUCUAGACCUCUAAUGAAUCCAUUCAUUUAUUCCAUUCUCAAGAUCUAUUUGGAACAAGAAUUUGCAAUUAGUAUCCAUCACAUGUAUAGUUAACUUUUCUUACAUUUACGCAGAAGUAUGCUUUUGAUAAUAUUGUGUAAAGUAGUUUGGAGAAUUUCAUUAAAUGGAGACAGCAUCCCCAACCACAAAUCAGUGUUGAUUUUCCUUCACAUGCUUUUGAAGUUAUCAAGGUUGUAUUUUCCUCCUUCUGUAGAUCAUUUCCUAGUGUUAUUGUAUCUGGUCAUAAACUCUUCUGUUUGUAGGGGAUUCUGUGAAAACUUUGUGGAUGUUGUACACCGAUUUCUGAUGGAGUUAUGUGAGGAUUGGUUGGGUAUAACUAAUAUAGUUUAAACAAUUUUAAGUGUAGGAUGUACAAUUUUUACACAUCAUUCAUUCCAUGAAUAUUUUACCUCCACAAUGUAAUGAAGAUUGUUAUUUUCAGAAUCAUUUCAAAUAUUUAAAGUAUGACUUUCACAAAUUGUUUAAAUAUUGCUAUUUAUUUUGAUUUCCAUAGAAGCUUAGAAAUUUACUUUUGGUUUUUGUUAAUCAGUGACAUCACAUUGCAAUUCUUGUAUUUUACUCUGGGCCAAAACUCCAUCUCUAAUCUAAUUAAUCAGAGAGAAGGGAAUCUAAGAUAAGAAUGAUUUGAAUGUAGUAUACAAAGCACACAAAAUUACUUCAUUUAAAUUCGCUUUUGAACACAUAACAGAAAUUGCUUAUUUUGCUUUUUGUUACCUAAGUGCAAAUGAAAAGACAAAAAAUGGCUAACUUCAGGUGCUCUGGUGCACAACUGUAGCUCAUGUAAGGAUUUCUGAUUGUGCAGAUACUACAUAGAAAUGAGAUAUAUCCCUUUCAUUGCAGAUGAAUGUGUAGUUAUUUUGGGUUAAUGUAGAAGAGCAGUUUGAAAUAUUUUUUGUUUGAUAUUGUAACCUAAAAAAUAAGGUCACCUUGGCAAGAAUCAGUUGAAAGUGUAAGAAUCGUGCAUGACCAUGUGCAUCUGAAACAAGUAUAAUAAUUUCUGAGCAGCCUCAAUGUUUCAACUGAAAAAUACUUUUAUAGUGCCGCCAGUCUUUUGAAUUUUUCUCCUUGAUGCACAUGCUUAGGCAUGUUAUUUGGUCUUGUGAGAAAUUGGUUACCUUAUGCCAAAAAAAUGGGAGAAAAUAGUAGCACCUAAACUGUACCAUGUUUUCUGGUAUGCGAGUUCUCAAUCAUACAUGUACUUCCAAAAAUCCCUCAAGGCUUGCAAUUAUGAUUUUUUUGGAAGAAAUUAGUGUUAGAUUAGUUUAGAUAUGGGGUGUAAUAAAUGCAUGAAAUCUGAUCAGGUUGAGUAGAGCAACUUGUUAUGUUUCACACUGCUAACAGUCACUGUUGCACAAAGCAAUAUCUACAGGGUAAACAAAAUAGUCAAAAUGUAAAUACAAUGGAAAUACGAUGAACUUUUAAAUCCUCUAAAAUAUUCCCUCUUUGAAACUUUGCAACAUGGUUGAGAGCAGUGUAACAAAUAUUCCUAAAUGGUUGAAAAAUUGUUUUCCCUCACCGAUAUAUGUUCACUUAUUGCUGUACAUGAGAAUCUGCUUAUAAACUAUUGAUUGCUACUGUAGUGUGUAUUUUUCUAUGAAGUAAAGGUAUAUGUGUAAAUGGUAACUAAAACAAACAACUGGGAGGAAUAAAGAUUUUUAAACACCUGCUUCAA
This is a messenger RNA of Pocillopora verrucosa, 3273 nucleotides long. NCBI's taxonomy places the organism in Eukaryota, Metazoa, Cnidaria, Anthozoa, Scleractinia, Pocilloporidae. The record is from RefSeq and is a predicted model, not a curated record.